GCCCUGGGAGUGUGCUUGGGGGUCAAAAAACUUCCCUGUUUCAGCUCCAGCAACAGCACCCACUUAGACCUAGACGCAGCAGCAGCAGCAGGCCAUUGCCCCAUCUCCUCCCCCAUUGCUAUUGGCUGCUUGGUAAACCAGCCCCCCUCUCUCUCUCACCCCCACUUGCUCUCCCAGGUCACUCAAGAUCUCAUCCGCAGGAGCCGACAUGGCAACAGCACACGACAGGGCAGUUUUGCAAAGCAUAUUCCACCCCAAUUCCCCUUUUGGCGACCUCUCUGAUGAGCCGGAGGAGCAGGAGACCCUCAAUGGGGAAGGUGAGUUUGGCUUCUGCGUGAGAUGGGGCAGGGGAGAAGGACUUUCCUGGAGGCAUCGUCUGUCUCUACCUUGAGCUCCCGGAGGCAGCAGAGCAGCUUCAGACUGCCAAGAAGUGGAGGUUCAAGGAUGGUGAGGGGCUACAAAGGGGAAAGCCCCACCUACCCAUCUCUGUGUAAUUGGAGCAGCAGCAAAUCCCUCUGUUUUUCAUUAAGGAGGCCUUUACAAGGCUCUCAUAUCAUGGCCCUGGAAGAGAGGGCCUCUCACUCACCACCAGCAGCAUAGGAGCCAACUCCUCCUAGGGGCCAAGGUCCCUUUGACACCCUCCCCCCAAUAAAAUAUUGAAGGGGUCUGGGGCCCCAAAAGUUGACGGGCAUUGCCAUUCAAAUUGUGUGUGUGCACCAUGUCUUGUGAUCGAUUAUGGUGGCUUGGGGUUUAUACCUGCCCCCCAAAUAUUUUAUUCAAGUUGGCAACCCUGGUCUGCAGUGGGGGGAAGGCUGCUUUCAGAAACUUGCCAGCCUUUUUCUGCAGGCUUCACGUCCGUGGUGGUGCAGCCUGACCUCUGAUCGUCACCUGACCACAAUUCAUUGCACUUUGCCCUGGAGAAGGUGGGUGGGCUUUUCCCCACAGGCUUUCUGUCCCCUUGUCCCUGAGAAAUUUCUGGGCUCUCUUGAGCUGCUGCAUUUUAGCGGUUGUGAUGUAGUCAGCCGUGUAAUUAGCACUGGUUUGGAGGCCAGUGGAAGUUCCAGUGGCUGUAGGAUGGGGGGGGGGUUGCAUACCUAUAUAGUCUAGCUGUCUUCUGUCCCCCCGCCCUUGACCUGGAGCUAUUAACAAAACUGUGCUUCUCCUCAUAAUGAGACAGAAGCAACCUUUGACCCGGCGCUCCUGGAACAAGCCACUCAGCUAGAGAUCCAGGGGAUUGAAGCUGCCGAAGCUGGAGACCUGCAGAAGGCCCUGGAGAGAUUUGACCGGGCCAUUCAGCUGCUCCCUGAGCGAGCCGCAGCCUACAACAACCGGGCCCAGGCCUUCCGCCUCAAGGGCAACACAGCAAGUAAGUGAGCAAGGCAGUGCUGUUCUGUCUCCGCGUUUCUGCAUUGACAGAGGGGCCCUCUGCCUGGGACAGGCACCAUGUCUGCUGUGUAGCCUGAGCCUAGCAAAAGGAGGACUGAGCAAACCCCCUGGACAGGGAACACCACAUCCCUUGUCCUCUUCAAGGGCUUUUCAGAGACCUUCCCAUCAGCUGUUCUCUGGGCUCAAUAUUGGUGCUGCUGCUUGCUUGGGAACCCACCUACCGGGGCAUCUCCCCAUGGCACAGCCAACCCUACAAGGUCCCUGAGAAUCAAAGCUCUGAGCUAAGAACCUGCUACCUAAAGUGGAACCCAAACCACUGGAAACAAUCCCCCAUCUUAAUAAAACAAUUGCUUUCCAUUUCAACUCUGUCCAUGCUGAAGAUGGUGCCACUGUGUGGGCACAGCUGCUGCGACUUCCCCUUCUGCAAUAUCUCUGCUAUGAUUCACAAGGCAGGUUCCAUGGCAUUCCCCUCCAUCAUUUGCAUGUAUUUCUUCUCUCCCCGUCAGGUGCCCUGGAGGACCUGGGUAUGGCACUGCAGCUUAGCAGGGGCAUUGGCCGUGUAGCCUGCCAGGCGUUUGUGCAGCGAGGGCUGAUCCAGCGCUUGCAAGGCCACGAGCAAGAGGCCCAUAGGGACUUUGAGCAAGCGGCCAGACUGGGCAGUGCCUUUGCCCGUCGUCAGCUGGUCCUGAUGAAUCCGUACGCAGCCCUCUGCAAUCAGAUGCUCUCCGAAAUGAUAAAGAAACUGAGGGGCCCAAGCAAAGAGCCCCAGCUGGAGGCUUCCUCCGGGGAGAAAGUGUGUCGCUAGGGACAAACGAGGGCUCAGCCUACAAUUUCUCUCCCAAAGGCAAGCUGGGGGUGCUACUCCCCACCUUUCAAGCUCCAAGGAUAAUAUAAAAACAACGUUCCAUCGGGUUACGGUCCGGAAUAAACUAUGCAAAUUAAGCACCCUGAAAAACCUUUGUAAUAAGCUUUGUUUCUUUCUUAAUAAAGAUCUCUGUGACAACAUUGUAA
This is a messenger RNA of Podarcis lilfordi (Lilford's wall lizard), 2397 nucleotides long. NCBI's taxonomy places the organism in Eukaryota, Metazoa, Chordata, Lepidosauria, Squamata, Lacertidae. The record is from the annotation of a GenBank genome assembly.